GGGAUGCUGCGGGAACGACGAUAUUGCGGAACGCCAUCUUUAAACCCCAACAGAGAGGGCAACUACACUAACAGUAGAUGAACCGGGAUGAAAAACAGUGUCCCUCCUCCGGCGGAUUAUUUCCACCCACAGCGGGGUAGCGGGUCGAACCGUGCGCUCGCCCGCCACUUGGAUGAAUAACGAAGGCGCCGUGCCAUGGGAGCGAACGGACGAGAUGAGCGGACGCCGCUUUGCAGCCUUUUAGGACAGUUGUCACCAGAAGCGGGCAACAACAAUAGACGGAAAGACAACAACAGCGGACUAGCAUGCUAACGUGCUAAGCGCUAACAUUAGCCGCUACGUCGGUGAAAAAAUACCCAAUCGUGAUUAACUUGAACCUGACGCUUUCUACAGAAAGCACUGGCUUGUUUGGACUCGCACGGGGGAACUCUAGCAACACACUGUUUGUCUCAGAAAAUACACCCGGAUAUAUAAUUUCAAUUGAAUUCUAUUUUUUCUUGUGGCUUGAGCUAGCUUCGAGCCUUUCAAGCCCCCGCUUCUUCUCCCCCUCCCCAAGCGGCCCGGCCGGAGAUGCGUGGAAGAUGUCGGUGUCGGGGCUGAAGGCCGAACUGAAGUUUUUGGAGUCCAUUUUCGACCCAAACCACGAACGAUUCCGGAUUAUCGACUGGAAGCCUGACGAGCUGAGCUGUCAGUUCAACGUAACCGGGGAAAAGCUGCUGAUUAUCCACUGUAACAUAACGGAGUCGUAUCCAUCUACACCUCCUAUUUGGUUUGUGGACUCUGACGACCCCAGCUUGGCACAAGUGUUGGAGCGUCUGGAGGAUGUGAGAAGAGGCAGCACUUUGCUGUUACAACAGUUAAAGAAGCUGAUUUGUGACCUCUGUCGGCUGUACAACCUUCCCCAGCAUCCAGAUGUGGAGAUGCUGGACCAGCCCCUCCCUGCUGGCCCUGUUGGACAGGACCGAAAGCAUGGGACAGAGGAGGUUACAUCAGAAGAAGAGGAGGAGGAAGAGAUGGGAGAGGACAUAGAAGAUCUGGACCACUAUGAAAUGAAAGAGGAGGAGCCCGUCGAAGGCAAGAAGUCUGAAGACGAUGGCAUCGAGAAGGAGAAUCUGGCUGUCCUGGAGAAGAUCCGGAAGAACCAGAGGCAGGACCACUUGAAUGGAGCUGUUUCUGGUUCUGUGCAAGCCUCAGACCGCCUGAUGAAGGAGCUCCGAGAGAUCUACAGGUCUCAGAGUUACAAGACUGGCAUCUACUCGGUGGAGCUGGUCAACGACAGCUUGUACGAAUGGCACGUCAAACUACGGACUGUGGAUCCAGACAGCCCCUUACACAGCGACUUACAAGUCCUAAAGGAAAAGGAAGGAAUGGAUUACAUUUUAUUAAACUUCUCUUAUAAAGAUAAUUUCCCAUUUGAUCCUCCAUUCGUGCGGGUUGUGUCGCCUGUGUUGUCUGGGGGUUACGUUCUCGGAGGAGGUGCCCUGUGCAUGGAGCUUCUCACUAAACAGGGUUGGAGCAGUGCCUAUUCAAUUGAGUCUGUUAUCAUGCAGAUCAAUGCCACUUUAGUCAAGGGAAAAGCCAGAGUGCAGUUUGGAGCCAAUAAAAACCAGUACAAUCUAGCCAGAGCACAGCAGUCCUACAAAUCCCUGGUCCAGAUCCACGAAAAGAACGGAUGGUACACACCCCCAAAAGAGGAUGGCUAAAGAUACACCCACCCUUCCUGCUCUAGAUUUAUUUUCCUUGCAACCGAUUUUUUUUUUCUCAACUUUUUUUGCGCUCUUUUGAACAUUUUGUGAACUCCAAGCCAAAAUUCCUCAACCAGAAACAAGCACAUAAUCAAAUAUACCAGCCUCUUCUUUGGACAUCACAUAUUUAUCUCCCAACAGAAAUGGAAUACCGCUGACUCGCCCAUCUGCGAGGCUCAUUUGUAAUGUGAUGGUUUCCAUUUGGCUCCAGAACCUGUUGCGGACCACAUGCUGAAAUAACAUAUCUACGUACCUUCCACAUAGGACAUGCCAGCUUGUCUUUGGACGUCUUUCAAAACCUAACGACUCCAGGUCAAGAGAACUUUGCUUUGUCAGCUUGAAGCUGGCAUUAAGAAUUCCACACAAAAAAAAAAGGACCGAAUUGGACUGCAUCGGCUCACGCUGUAAUCACGUCAAUUUUAAUGCUACAUUGUAAACGUGUACAUGUGUAUUUCUGCGAGAGGAUGUUUAUAAUGUAACCUGGUCCCGGCCCCUGAGACUGUAUACACCCGUAUGGGCCGCAACUAUCAACAGCAGCUUCCCUCUUGGAAUGAAGAAGUUGCGAAACGGAUGCUCUUGCAUAAGGAAAUUAAGUAUGCCAUAUCUUAUGUAAGACAAAUGACUACUGCUGAGUUUCCCCCCCUUAUAUUCUUUUUAAUAUUGAUUUGUAAUCAAGAAGACAACAGCCUCUUUUACACAGAAACCCAUCCACAAAUUGCCUAUAUUGGAGCCACAACAGAACAUGGGACAAUUACUGGGAAAUGGUCAGGUCUUAAACUUCGCUGCCUCCUUCCCGACAUUUGUGGAAUACCUCACACGCAGGUGGAAUCUCACUUCUAUCACGGCUCCCGAGGCUACCUCCGGAGCCCGAAAAUUGGCGUGUUGACUUCCUUCCCACCCGUCCGUGUCGAUGCUGUUCAUCCUUGGCAGUGACACAGGGAUGGGAUUACAGGGCAGAUAAAUGCGGGGUUUUACAGGCAGUGUAAAAGGGGACAUUGACCCCUUUUGUUUGAUGGCACCUCUUUAUCACAACUGUCAUUCACAUUCCAGAGGGUUUUGGCUUCUUUUUUUUUUUUUUUUUUGGUCAUUCCUCUAACCGGAUGAACCUCAGUAAGGCUAUGCAUCGAAUCAAUUAAUCGCCCGGCUUAGUUCUCACAAGCCACGAUGCCAAUCCUUUCUUUGUGGACAUCUGGAGGUGGGGGGAAAGUGACAUUCCAAGUUGUCCUUGAUGGUGUUUUCGUGUUCCUGAACUCGCAGCAAUAGUCUGACCUUUGCACCUCACUAUUACGAUCACUGAAACCUUUUGCGCAGAUCUCAAGUGAUUCCUGUUCUGUGUUCAUUCCAUUUAACACACUCCCUUCACGGGUGGUCGUUGGUGUUGCUUUUGUUUUGAAGUAGAACAUUCUAAAGCAUAAGAAGCUUCAUCGCAAGUUCGGUUCACAUUUUUAGUUUGGACUGAGACCACCACACAUUUGACAUCUUAUUUUUUAUUGAGACCGAACCAGGGUACUAAGCGAUCAGUGUGGACAUAAUUUGUGAAGAAUUUCAUCAUUCCUUUCUGAAAAAAAAAAAGAAAAAGGACAAAUCAGCCGCCUCGUGUCGUCGCCAUGUGCGUGCACGCUGUUAUUCUUUCGGGAGGGAGGAGUGGGUAAGGGGGUUGCAAACUCAGGAAUACAUCCCACAAACGUAGCUAAGGAUCUUCAAAAUCCUCAUUCUGAUCAUUGCCGUGCAUGUUAAUACAUCCCUCAAAGUUACUGAAAGGCAAAAUGAAGCCUUUUUGUAUUGAGGCGUAACAUCCGUUCUUUGGCAAUGUCAACGUUUUAAGAGUUUGAAACUCAAAUCUCAAGACAAUUAGCAUCUCAUUCUGGAUUUUUGUGCCGUUACUUUUCUCAGCUCAAGUUCAAAGGCAACGUCAUUAACAGAGCAACACUUUUUUGGCACUUUGCAGUGGGUUUCCAUUGCACUAAGUGUGGAAUCAGGUUCGACAAUGUUACGAAUUCCAACCCAAUAUUUUAAACUUUUACCUUUCUGUUGAUUGCUGACCCAAAGUCUAAUGUGCACUGAAAGCAGCUUCCCAUGGGGCCAACCUUUCCCCCCCCCGAGACCAAUUCUGAUCCGAAGUCGGAACCAGUGCUAAACCGCGAUUGUCCCCCGGCUUCUUAAGUUAUGCACUGGUUAGCAUGCUUUGCUUUCGGUUCCGUUUUUUUGUUUUGUGACCCCCAUUGCAAGGGUGAAUUUGACCAUGUAAAGUAAUUUGUAAACUUGCAUCAAGUUUAUGAAUAAAGAAUUUUAUUAAAUAUCUCUGCACUCAUUCUUCCAUUGAAUACUGGCCAGCUAUUUGUUUU
This is a messenger RNA of Corythoichthys intestinalis (scribbled pipefish), 4090 nucleotides long. RefSeq names its product ubiquitin-conjugating enzyme E2 Q2-like. NCBI's taxonomy places the organism in Eukaryota, Metazoa, Chordata, Actinopteri, Syngnathiformes, Syngnathidae. Bases 582 to 1703 code for a protein of 373 amino acids. The transcript is spliced from 13 exons. The record is from RefSeq and is a predicted model, not a curated record.